Neomonachus schauinslandi (Hawaiian monk seal) is the source of this 989-nucleotide messenger RNA. RefSeq names its product kallikrein-15. The record is from RefSeq and is a predicted model, not a curated record. Lineage: Eukaryota; Metazoa; Chordata; Mammalia; Carnivora; Phocidae. Gene Ontology annotation, biological process: proteolysis. Gene Ontology annotation, molecular function: serine-type endopeptidase activity. The coding region runs from base 1 to 768 and encodes 255 amino acids. The transcript is spliced from 5 exons.
AUGUGGCUUCUCCUCACCUUCUCCUUCCUGCUGAUGUCUGCAGCAGCCCAGGACGACAAGAUGCCGGGAGGUGAGGAGUGUGAGCCCCACUCCCAGCCGUGGCAAGUGGCCUUAUUUGAGCGUGGGCGCUUCAACUGCGGUGCUUCUCUCAUUUCCGCACACUGGGUGCUGUCUGCAGCCCACUGCCAAACCCGCUUCCUGAGAGUGCGCCUGGGCGAGCACAACCUGCGCAAGCGCGAUGGCCCCGAGCAGCUGCGGACUGUGGCUCGCAUCCUCCCGCACCCGGGCUACGAAGCACGCAGCCAUCGCCACGACAUCAUGCUGCUCCGUCUAACCCGGCCCGCGCGCCUGUCCCCGCAAGUGCGCCCCGUGGCGCUGCCCACGCGUUGCCCCCAACCGGGUGAGGCCUGCGUGGUGUCUGGCUGGGGCCUGGUGUCUGAUGACAAGCCUGGGACCAAAGGGAGCACAGAGUCACAAGUGAGUCUCCCGGAUACGCUGCAUUGUGCCAACAUCAGUGUUAUCCCGGCCACAUCUUGUAACAAGGACUACCCAGGGCGCCUGAUGGCCUCUAUGGUGUGUGCAGGAGUAGAGGGCAGAGGCAUGGAUUCCUGUGAGGGUGACUCCGGGGGACCCCUAGUCUGUGGGGGAGUCCUGCAGGGCAUUGUGUCCUGGGGUGAUGUCCCCUGUGAUGCUACAAUGAAGCCUGGAGUCUAUACCAAAGUCUGCAGCUACUUGGAGUGGAUUAAGGAAACCAUGAAGAAGAACUGACCAUUUUGGUCUACCACCUAUGUCUCUGACUGAACGGAAGCUCCCAGAGCUGACCAGCAGCUGACCUGACCUGGGACAGUGUUGGGCCAUCCCUCAAGACCUCAUUUGUCCAAGGCACAGAUGUUAGCCAAGGACUUGUCCCGUCUCAGGCCAGAGCCGGUGCUCAAGGUCACCUGUUUAAACCCCGAGAUAACAAGAGUGCUGAUGCAAGUUUCUCUGUA